Molecule: messenger RNA, 1026 nt
Organism: Cordyceps fumosorosea ARSEF 2679
Lineage: Eukaryota; Fungi; Ascomycota; Sordariomycetes; Hypocreales; Cordycipitaceae
Exons: 4
Coding region: 1-1026 (341 amino acids)
Biological process (GO): endocytosis; eisosome assembly; negative regulation of protein kinase activity
Cellular component (GO): plasma membrane; eisosome filament
Molecular function (GO): lipid binding
Source: RefSeq, a predicted model, not a curated record
AUGCAUCGCACAUACUCUAUGCGCCAGUCGCGCGCUCCCACUGCUUCGCAGCUUCAGACGCCUCCUCCCCCUCCUUCCUCCACCAAGUCCGGCCGCUUCUUCGGCAAGGGUAGCCUCGGCCAUGCUCUCCGCCGCAACGCUGGUGGCGCUUUCGGCCCCGACCUGGCUAAGAAGCUCUCUCAGCUCGUCAAGAUGGAGAAGAAUGUCAUGCGCAGUCUCGAGACCGUCGCCAAGGAGCGCAUGGACGUCGCCCAACAACUCUCUGUCUGGGGUGAGGCCGCCGACGAGGACGUUUCCGAUGUCACCGACAAGCUUGGUGUUCUACUGUACGAGAUUGGCGAGCUCGAGGACCAGUAUGUCGAUCGCUAUGACCAGUACCGCAUCACCAUGAAGAGCAUCCGCAACAUUGAGGCCUCUGUUCAGCCCAGCCGCGAUCGCAAGCAGAAGAUCACCGACCAGAUCGCUCAGCUCAAGUACAAGGAGCCCAACUCCCCCAGGAUUGUUGUCCUCGAGCAGGAGCUCGUCCGUGCCGAGGCCGAGUCUCUCGUCGCCGAGGCGCAACUCUCCAACAUCACCCGCGAAAAGGUCAAGGCUGCCUACACCUACCAGUUUGACGCCCUCCGCGAGCACUGCGAAAAGGUGGCCAUUAUUGCUGGCUACGGCAAGCACCUCCUCGAGCUUAUCGACGACACCCCCGUCACCCCUGGUGAGACCCGUGCCGCCUACGACGGCUACGAGGCCAGCAAGGCCAUCAUCCAGGACUGCGAGGAUGCCCUCACCAGCUGGGUCAGCUCCAACGCCGCCGUCUCUUCUAAGCUUUCCACCCGCUCCCGCGGUCUGUCUCAGCGCCGCCGCAACAACAUCCGCAACCGUGGCGAGGGCCACGAUCUGUCCAAGCAGGACGCUCCCCUCGACAACGGCUCCUGGCGCGAGGACUCCGAGGAGGAGGAAGAAGAAGACCUCGACUCUGAUGCGGGCCUGAACAGCGAGCACCGUGGUCGCACCCAGGAGGCGGUCGCUGCCUAA